GCGUUAUGCAGGCAAGAGAUGCGUGAUGACUAAGUGAGGUGACCACCGCGGGGUCGCGAGCACCAGCCAGCCCAGGGUGGCAGUGACAGAAGCUACCCCGCCAUGCCGCCGAAGCUCCGACACCUCUCCUCCAACUCCAAGUCUAAGGUACCUUACGUUAGCAUCAACACGUCCACAAUGUCUGCCAAAGUGACCGCCACCGGCCCUCUAGGCGAGGGCGAGGCUCGCUGGAUCAAGCUCAUCAAGAUCAACUACGACGACCAGAACGGUAACGCUCGCACCUGGGAAUCCGCCGAGCGCCGCACCCGCCCCAAGAACGGCGAGAUUGACGGCGUCGGCAUCGUCGCCAUCCUCGAGAAGCCCACCGGCCCCGAGAUCAUCCUCCAGAAGCAAUACCGUCCGCCCAUUGACAAGAUCUGCAUCGAGGUCCCCGCGGGACUCGUUGACGAGGGCGAGACGGCCGAGCAGGCUGCCGUUCGCGAGCUCAAGGAGGAGACGGGAUACGUUGGUAAAGUGUCUGAGACCACUCCCAUCAUGUUCAAUGACCCCGGCUUCUGCAACACGAACCUCCGCAUGAUCCACGUCACCAUCGACACCUCCCUCCCCGAGAACCAAAACCCAAAGGCCGAGCUGGAAGAAGGAGAAUUCAUCGAGGUCUUCACCGUGCCGCUCUCCAACUUUUGGGCAGAAUGCGUUCGUCUGGAAAAGGAAGGCUACGCCAUCGAUGCCCGCGUGGGGACCAUUGCCGAAGGCAUCGAGUUAGCAAAGAAAUUCAAGCUAUGAUGAUGCUGCAUGCCUGACACUCGUUACCCCUUUCAUCGUGCCGCCAUAACUCAUAACUUGCCCUCGCGCCGGAGUCCCUCCCAAAGAGCCACGGCCGCGAGACACUUUGCGUCCCGCGCGCCCUCCCGCCACAGAUCCUUCAUCGACACGAGCUUCAGCGUGAUCUUCUCCCCGUGAUCCCGCAGCCCAGUCAGCUUGCCGCUCCACUCCUUCAAUUGCUCGCGAGGGAUCCUCUUCUCGUGGCUGUACAGCGUCACGAACUCGUCACAGCCGCCGGCAGAGGGGUACAUCGCCUCUGCCAGGCCCUCAUCAGCUUCGUUCCCAGAUGAUGUGGCCGCGCCGGCCAGCUCGCUCAGGCACGUCAGUUUCGAUUCGUGGAUCUCUAGACCAAGCUCCUCCUUGAUCUCUUUUGCCGCCGCGCCUGCGAAGCUACCGCUGUCGUCGACCAUGCCAGCGGGUAGCUCAACGAAUGAGAGACUACCGACCGGCACGCGGGGCUGUACCGUCAGCACGACGUACCGCUCAUCGCUGUCGGGCGGGGCGUCAUCGGGGAUGAGCAUCACCAGCAUGCCGACGCUGGGUCCGCGAAGGAAUACGCUGGCUGGGAGACCCUCUCCCGCCUCAUUCUUGACAUCGGCCCUCACCUUGAGGAACCCGACGCGGCCGGAUCCAAAGAUGUCAAAGGCCUGAACUGUGAUGCCGCGUAGGCGGUAGGGGUCUUCGUGGAAUGGGUGGUCUUUGCUCUUGGCUUGUAGGCUUAGGGAGUUGUUGAGGCCCUUGACCCAAUCCUAGCUUGACAGUCAGCGCUGUUCCUCGUUCUUGAAGGGAGAACAUUAGAAGUAGCUUCACACGUUAAAUGGUCGGAAACCUAGUAGUUGGUCUUCCGAUAGGCCAUUAGGCAGCUCGACCUGGAUACCGCUGUCUUUCAGUGUGACCGUCGACAUGGUUCGGGCGAUGAUGCUUGGAUGUGCGUUUGGAAUGCCUGGUCGUAUGUGAGCCGAUCGAAAAUCCUUCGCUCUUAGUCUCGGGUUGAGACCUCUUUGCCGAAACAGGAGUGCGGCGACUCUCAUUUCAUUGAGAUGGUCGUGGAGUGUUGACGAAGAUGAAUUGAUUGACGUCAGACCAAUGAAUGGGAUUGGCGGGGCUUCCUCCGACUUACCUUAGUGCCUGC
Molecule: messenger RNA, 1954 nt
Organism: Colletotrichum scovillei
Lineage: Eukaryota; Fungi; Ascomycota; Sordariomycetes; Glomerellales; Glomerellaceae
Product: NUDIX domain-containing protein
Exons: 3
Coding region: 103-783 (226 amino acids)
Biological process (GO): ribose phosphate metabolic process; nucleoside phosphate metabolic process
Cellular component (GO): cytosol; nucleus
Molecular function (GO): ADP-ribose diphosphatase activity
Source: RefSeq, a predicted model, not a curated record